Spodoptera littoralis (African cotton leafworm) is the source of this 1659-nucleotide messenger RNA. The record is from the annotation of a GenBank genome assembly. NCBI's taxonomy places the organism in Eukaryota, Metazoa, Arthropoda, Insecta, Lepidoptera, Noctuidae.
AUGCGUACUGUGGACCCGGAGCUGUGGGCCCGCCGCCUGCACCGGCCGGGGCUGCUGACGUCACGGCUCCAGCUGGGACUGGAGCGCACCCUGCGCGCCAGCAUGAAGGACGCCGCCGCCGAGUACUGGCACCACUGCUCCAUUGGGUUCGUCAAGUACAUGAAACAUGACGAUUUCAAUAAUAAACAUAAGAAGUGGCGCAACUUUUUGUUGGUGAUGCUGACGUUCGCGAUGGGCUGCGCGGCGCUAGUGGAUGGCACGCUGCAGUACCAGUCGCAGCCGCCGCUGUACGUGCAGAAGUACGCCGCGUCAGUGGCGCACGCUCCGUUCCCGGCGGUCGCCAUCUGCAGCAACAAGGUCAUCAGCAAAGCGGCGCUGCGGAAUCUCACCCGACACCUGUACACCGCACCCACCAACCAGCGUGACCGGUAUCAGUACUCCGAGGCUCAGAUAGAAGACCAUCUCCUAAAAAUGGGCGCCCUGCUGACCUACGCGUACACCGAGGUCGACUUCGUGUUCACUAAGUUCAUACGGGAGAGCAUGCCGCUGUUCAACAUCACCGACAUCAUGUACAGAUUCUCAGCCAACUGCUCGACGAUCCUGCUCCGGUGCUCGUGGCGAGGCAAGGUACAAAACUGCGAGCACAUGUUCGCGACCAGACUGACGGCACUCGGCUUCUGCUGCGUCUUUAACUCGAGAUACCAAGCCGCAGACUUCGGCCGCCAGCCUUUGGUACUAAACAAGACUGGGAAGGACUUCGGGCUCGGCGUGGUGUUACACGAGGAGCAGAACGACUUCGCUUACAUGAGGCGACCUGCGUAUGGGAUGGAGGUGCUGUUGUUCGAGGGUAGCGAGUUCCCGAUCGUGGAGAGCGGUGACGUGCGCGUGUACCCGCUGCCAAUCAAUGCAUCCGUCUACUUCAACAUCCAGGCGGUGACGCAGCAGCCCACGGACGAGGUCGGCUCCUACUCCGAGCACAGGCGCGGGUGCCGCCUGGGCCGCGGCGGCACGUCGCAGUGCCUGGCGGACUGCCGGCGCGACACCGCGGAGGCGCUGUGCAAGUGCGUGCCGUACACGCUGCAGCCGCAGUUCGGGCCGCGCGCGGCCGCAACCUGCACGCUCAACGAACUCGGGUGCCUCAACAAACACAGAGAGAAGUUCAUGUACGUGUACCCCGGCGAGGUCGCGCACGAGUCGCUGCAGCAGGAGCAGCAGGACUCGAUGGAGUGUGAGUGCGCGGUGCCCUGCGCCCGCCAGCUCUACCGCGCCACCAUCUCCUACUCCUACUACCGCUCUAAGCCGAGAGUCUUCCAAAACUUUCUCACAAGGAACAUGUCGCUACAGAGCACGACAUCGCUUCGGCUGUUCUAUGGCGUCGACCGACAGCAAUGGUACAAGGUGGAGGUGUUUUCUCGUUUGUCUGAUGUUUGUGGUAAGAUCAGUCAUUCUACAUGUCGCAUAAAAUGUAAUCGAUCUGUUUUAUAUUGGCAUCAUGUUUCCUCGUGUUGUCCAGUGAAGCUCAGCUGCCAGUGGAUGGCUAUCACUGGCAUCACGCUGGUGAGUUGCUGGGAGGUGGUGUACCACGCCACGUACCGGUGCGCGCGGCACGUAGCGAGCCGCGUGCGAGCGCCAUCUGUACCGCGCCGCCGCAUGCACUAG